This is a messenger RNA of Xenopus laevis (African clawed frog), 4494 nucleotides long. RefSeq names its product spectrin beta chain, non-erythrocytic 4-like (gene sptbn4.S). NCBI's taxonomy places the organism in Eukaryota, Metazoa, Chordata, Amphibia, Anura, Pipidae. The transcript is spliced from 18 exons. Bases 258 to 3983 code for a protein of 1241 amino acids. The record is from RefSeq and is a predicted model, not a curated record.
AUAUCUCUGAUCUUAUUUUAUUCAUUUUUCUUUCUUUCCAUUUCACUGCUUCUCCUGACUACCCUCCGACUCAACAACCUUUUAUAUUGUGUUAAGGAUACUGAGGAGAGUUUAAAACCCUUUAUUGUCCACUGAGCUCAAGUAACCCAACUGCUACAUUGGACAAGGUUUCCUAUGCACCAAGUCAUGGGAAUCUCUUACCUCAGCCUGGUCUCUAUUCCCUUCAGCUGGACGCCUGGGUCCAUGACAAAACGCUGAUGGCUCGAGAAAACUCACAGGAUCUGUCUCAGAAACUACAUAAGAAAUGGCUAAAGCACCAGGCAUUCAUGGCUGAGCUCUCACAGAAUAAAGGUUGGCUUGAGAAGAUAGAAAAGGAAGGUCAACAGCUAAUCCAAGAAAAGCCAGAAUUGGCUGGAGUGGUAAAAAAGAAGCUUGAGGAAAUUCGACAAUGUUGGGUUGAACUGGAGUCAAGUACCCAGGCCAAGGCUCAGCAACUCUUUCAAGCCACAAAGGCAGACCAGGUGGUGCAGAACUACUCAGAACUUGGCAAAAGGUCAUACCAUUUACAGGAACAGUUACAGCCAGUGGAUCCACUACCUAAUGUUUCCAGUGUUCACACUGAACUCAAAAAGCUUGAGACAAUGGAAUCACAGAUGGAAGAGUGGUACAAAGAAGUUGGAAAACUGCAAGCACAGAUUGCCUCUCUUCCUCUGGAAGUUGCAAGUCAAAAGGCAGUGGAAGAGAAGCAGAAUGAGGUGGGAACCACAAUUGUGCGCCUGAUUGAGCCACUCAAGGAGAGGAGAAGGAUUCUUUUGGCUUCUAAAGAGGUGCAUCAGGUUACACGAGACCUGGAGGAUGAAAUUUUCUGGGUGCAAGAGCGACUGCCUCUUGCUACUUCCAAGGAACAUGGGAGCAAUCUUCAAAUUGUGCAGCAACUAAUCAAGAAAAACCAGAACCUGCGAAGGGAGAUCCAGGUUCACUCCCCUAGGGUAGAAGAUAUUCUAGAAAGGGCGGGGGCUAUUGCCAGCAUCCGAAGUCCAGAGGCAGAUGGAGUGCGUCUUGGGUACGAGAGCCUCCAAGAGAUGUGGAAUGUGCUACGAGAGGAGACAGAAAGAAGGCAGCAGCUACUCGACAUUACCUACCAGGUGCAGCAGUAUUAUUUUGAUGUAGGAGAAGUGGAGACCUGGCUGAGCGAGCAGGAACUUCUUAUGAUGAAUGAUGAGAAAGGGAAGGAUGAACAGAGCACUCUGCAGCUCCUGAAGAAACACCUGAUGCUGGAACAGACUAUUGAGAAUUAUGAGGAGACAAUAGCUCAGCUCUCUAGACAAUGCCGUACCCUUCUGGACCUAGGGCACCCACACAGCGAGCAGAUAAGUAGGCGUCAGUCUCAGAUUGAUCGGCUCUACGUGUCUCUGAAGGACCUGGUGGAUGAGCGGAAGGGACGCCUGGAGCAACAGUAUUGGCUCUUCCAGUUAAGUCGUGAGGUGGAUGAGCUGGAACAGUGGAUAGCAGAGAAAGAAGUGGUGGCAGGAUCUCAAGAGCUUGGACAGGACUAUGAGCAUGUGUCGCUUCUUCAGGAGAAAUUCACACAGUUUGCCACUGAAACAGGCAAUGUUGGACAAGAACGCAUCUCUGCAGUGAAUCAAAUGGUGGAUGAGCUCAUUGACUUUGGCCAUUCAGAUGCAGCCAUUAUUGCAGAAUGGAAAGAUGGUGUCAAUGAGGCUUGGGCUGAUUUGCUGGAAUUGAUGGAAACCAGAUCUCAGAUGUUGGCUGCUUCUCAUGAGCUUCACAAGUUUUUUAAUAACUGCAAAGAAGUGUUAAAUCACGUUGAGGAGAAGAAGCAGAGGUUGCCUGAAGUGAAGGCCCAAGAAGCCAAGCUAUCAGCUGCAUCCUUGCAAAGGAUACUUGGUUCUUUUGAACAUGAUAUUCAAGUUCUUGUUACUCAGGUACGUCAGCUGCAGGAGAAUGCAGCUCAACUGCGCACUGUUUAUGCUGGUGAAAAUGCCGCUGCAAUUGUGACUAGUGAGCAGGAAGUAAUGCGAGCAUGGAAAGAGCUUCUGACAUCUUGCGAGGACUGCAGACUGCAAAUCACUAGUACCACCGAUCGAAUUAAAUUCCUCAAUCUUGUGAGAGACCUGAUUUCCUGGAUGGAGAGCGUUACUUGCCAGAUUAGCACAGGAGAAAAACCCAGAGAUGUGUCAUCUGUGGAAGUCUUAAUGGGUUACCAUCAAGGGCUAAAGAGUGAGAUUGAGGCACGGAGCAAGAGGAUUGCAGACUGUGUGGAGCUGGGAAAGACCCUGGUCCUGAGCAAGAGACCAGAUGAGAUUAAACAGAGCUUGGACAGGUUAAUGGCAAAGAAAAAGGAAAUGUUGGAAAAAUGGGACAAACAUUGGGAGUGGCUUCAACAAAUGUUGGAGGUUCACCAGUUUGGCCAAGAAGCUGGAGUAGCAGAUGCCUGGCUGACAGCUCAAGAACCUGUUGUUAAAAGCCCUGAGCUUGGCAGCAGUGUAGAUGAGGUGGAGCAGCUCAUACGCAGACACGAGGCCUUCCGUAAGACAGCUGCAGCUUGGGAGGAGAGGUUCAGUUCACUGAGACGCGUGACUACACUGGAAAAACAAAAAGCAGAGCAACCUGCAACACCUCUUCUUGGCCGGAAAGUCUUUCCAGACACAACUGAUUAUUCUACUCACCCUUCCCCUCUUUCGCGGCAAACCAUCUAUGAAAAUUCGGAGACAAAAUUGGAUCAAAAAGAAGCUCUUCCCAUCCCUGAUGGAGGCCAGCAAGAGAUCCGAAGGGCAAAGGGAGAGACAAGGGUGGGAUAUGUUCGACAGGAUUUAAAGCCAGAACAUCUACAGCCAAAGAUGAACCAUGUGGAUACAAAAGUAGUAGAUAAAACACUGGCAGCACAUGAAGUAGAAAAGGUAGAGAAGUCUGAAGUCAAAGUUGCACAAAGAAUGGCGACCUUGACUGUGGAAAAACCAGAAAUCAAGGGAAGUCGUCACCAAGAGAGGAGGAGGGACAGGCAUGAAAGGAGAUUGGAAUGGCAAGAGUCUAGUGAGCAGGAGACCCCAAAACAUGAGCCACCAGAGAGAAGGCGAGAUCGUCAUGAGAAACGAUUGGAGCGGCAGGGAUCCAGUGAGCAGGAAACCCCUAAACAAGAGCAGUCUGAGAGGAGAAGAGACAGGCAUGAGAGGAGAACAGAAAGACAGGAUACAAUUGAACAAGACAAUCCAAGGACUGAACCUGAGAAGCAAGGAGGAAAAGCUACUUUGGCAGAUAUUGUGGAGCAGCUACAAGAGAAAGAAGCUUUACAGAACAGCCCUGAUGGCCAAGAUUCUCCUGCCCGUUUACCCAAUGGGGUAGACAAACUUCCUGAAAGAACAACUAGACCAGAUCGUCCACGUGCCAGAGAUCGUCCAAAGCCAAGGAGAAGACCUCGACCCAAAGAUCCUAACCAACCUCCUGGUGAGGCACGAAGGUCUCGUUCAGCCCCAGCACAGAGCAGCGCUCCUCCUCUACCACCUCCCACCCACACCGUUCAACAAGAAGGAUAUCUGUUCAGGAAACAUGAGCUUGAUGGGCCAAGUAAAAAGGCUUCAAAUAGGUCAUGGAUAAAUCUUUACUGUGUAUUAAGCAAAGGAGAUCUUGGGGUCUACAAGGAUGCAAAGAGUCAGAGCUCCGGGGGGACACACGGUGGUGAGCACCUACUGAACCUGCUUGGAUCCUCCUGUGAGAUAGCCAGUGAAUACAAAAAGAAGAAAUUUGUGUUCAAACUCAGGUCAACAGAUGGUAGGGAAUUCCUCUUUCAAGCAAAAGAUGAGGAGGAGAUGAAAACCUGGGUCACUGCGCUAACCACAUGUAUCUCACAACAUGGAGAGAUUGCCCGGUGGAGCCAUAGUCUUGUCACUACCUCCUCCACCGACGAAAGUAACAUAAAGCAGGAGACUGACCGCAGACCCAGUGGAGGGGGUCGGAAAAAGUGAAAACAACGGGGAAGCAAGGAACGUUCCACUGCUAUUCCUUCUGCCUGUGGUGAGAGCUGGAGAAGAAAACAAGCAGAAUGAAUCUUUUCCACACACGGACAGCUAGAUUUCUGCCAUCAUUUGGGACUAAACCUUUAUGUCUAUGCAUUGCCUGGAUUAUUUUAUCCUGCAACUUCAAGUCUAAGGGUUUACAAAUGGUUGCCCUUUCAUCAGUAAACUUCCAUUCUUGUUCAAUCUUGGCCAUACAGGGGCAGAUAUAUUCAGUACUCUAGAUGGAUCUGAUGAACAUGCAUAUCAUAUCUACAGCCACAUUUUUAUAUACAUAAUUACAAUACAAUUAGCCAUGCAUUGGAAACCAGACUUAGGUGGGAACACCCGUUUGAAAACCAUUACAGUGAGCUGAAUCUUCCAGAUGUUGCAUUAAGUCUUUGAGUGGCAACAAAUUAUUUUAAAGGAGAACCAAACCCUUUAUAUUAAAAUCCCCUACCCUACAUAGACCCCCUCCCUGCUC